Messenger RNA from Trypanosoma cruzi, 486 nucleotides. RefSeq names its product DNA helicase, putative. The transcript has a single exon. The record is from RefSeq and is a predicted model, not a curated record. The annotation marks the transcript as partial. NCBI's taxonomy places the organism in Eukaryota, Euglenozoa, Kinetoplastea, Trypanosomatida, Trypanosomatidae.
AUGAAUUGCUACUGCGAAAUUCCUGUAAAGUGCACGGCGGGCAAGGACGGCAAUCUUAGUUACGUAUGCGCCAUCAGUAAAUGUCGUUUUUUUGCAUUGUGUCCCUUGCAUGCCGACGGAUGGCGUAGGGUGGUGGCUCCCCCUGCCGUUGCAGGUGAAUUUAUCGUGGUCCGCUUUGAGGCAGUGCUACAUCCGGAAAAGAAGACGCCGCAUGUGGCUGCCACAGUCUCACCACCUGAAGUGGAAGCGGUGGUCGCCGUUCUUGAGGACGCGCAGUUUCAGCCCAUGUGGUACGUGGCGAAGAAGGCGUAUUUGUAUCCGAUGGAGUCCUACAGCCACCUGCUUGUGGCACUGAGGAAACUUUUAGUCCGAGUGCAUAUCGAGGAGAUCCCGUCCUUCUUCUUUCGUUGCCUGGAAGCCGUACAAGAGAUUCAACUACAGCAUGAACGGAAUAUUGAUGGAAACGCCUCACAACCUGCUGAUGCG